AUGAUUAGCACAGAUGAACUAAGAACUAUCGUUGGGAUCAUCGGAAAUAUCAUCUCCUGCUUCUUGUUUCUCUCCCCCGUGCCAACGUUCUUUAAGAUAUACAAAGCUAAAUCAGUUCAAGACUUCAAGCCAGAUCCAUAUCUAGCAACAGUGUUGAACUGCAUGAUGUGGGUUUUCUACGGUCUCCCCAUUGUCCAUCCCGAUAGCACUUUGAUCAUUACCAUCAAUGCCAUUGGUCUCUUCAUUGAGACCGUUUACGUAACCAUUCUUCAUCUACUCCAACACAAGAAGCGAAGAAGGAUCUUGUUAUGCAUUUUGCUCGAAGCCAUCUUCAUGGCAGCUGUAGUUGUGAUUACAUUGAUUGUGUUUAAAACCACCAAGAAAAGGUCCAUGUUUGUGGGAAUAUUGUGCGUGGUCUUCAACAUUGGAAUGUAUGUUUCGCCAUUGACGGUCAUGAGUAUGGUGAUUAAGACAAAGAGCGUCAAGUACAUGCCAUUCACUCUCUCCCUUUUCAACGUCUUGAAUGGAAUUGUUUGGAUGAUUUAUGCAUUGCUCAAAUUUGAUAUUAAUGUCUUGAUUCCGAAUGGAUUGGGAAGCCUGUCAGGCAUGAUACAGCUCAUACUUUAUGCUUGGUUCUAUAAAACCAAUUGGGAUGACGAUGAAAAAGCGACUCAAAAGGUUCAACUUUCCGAGAUUUGACAACUCCAUCGAGUU
Molecule: messenger RNA, 714 nt
Organism: Hibiscus syriacus
Lineage: Eukaryota; Viridiplantae; Streptophyta; Magnoliopsida; Malvales; Malvaceae
Product: bidirectional sugar transporter SWEET5-like
Biological process (GO): carbohydrate transport
Cellular component (GO): membrane
Molecular function (GO): sugar transmembrane transporter activity
Source: RefSeq, a predicted model, not a curated record